Messenger RNA from Lagopus leucura (white-tailed ptarmigan), 4643 nucleotides. It is a transcript of the gene EPS8L2, whose product is annotated as EPS8 like 2. The transcript has 21 exons. Gene Ontology annotation, cellular component: ruffle membrane; plasma membrane; vesicle. The record is from RefSeq and is a predicted model, not a curated record. Gene Ontology annotation, molecular function: actin binding. Lineage: Eukaryota; Metazoa; Chordata; Aves; Galliformes; Phasianidae. Bases 312 to 2522 code for a protein of 736 amino acids. Gene Ontology annotation, biological process: Rho protein signal transduction; positive regulation of ruffle assembly; regulation of Rho protein signal transduction.
CCACAUCCCUCCCCUCCUCUCUCUUCUGCCAAGAAACCUCUGUCACCUGCUCACAGACAACCGGGGCGAGUGGCACGGGGACGAAAGGGCAGUGCAGAGGUGGAAGCAGCGGGACCCCAGGUCGGGGCUCCAGGUGGUCUCUCUCCUCCAUCCCUGGGGCACCAGUGAAGCAGAGGAGCUGGGCUGCCGGAGAAUGGCAACAGGAUUGCACUAGGAGGGCACGGCUAUCUGGGACAGGAGCGAGAGGAGCCAAGGGGACCACUGGGGAUACGAGGUGCUGCUCAGCAUCGCUGCCCAUCCUGUGAAGCAACAUGAGUCUCAAAGGAUCCGUCAGCAGCAGCACUGGCUCAACAAAUGGCAGCAUGGGCAAAGCGGACGGAGCCUCCAAGCUGAGUGCAAAGGACCUGUAUGAACAAAGGAAAAAAUAUUCCAAUUCCAAUAUCAUUAUGCACGAGACUUCACAGUACCAUGUACAGCACUUGGCCACCUUCAUCAUGGACAAGAGUGAAUCCAUCGUGACAGUGGAUGAUGCCAUCCGAAAACUCCUAUUGCUCAACUCCAAGGAGAAAAUUUGGACACAGGAGAUGCUGCUGCAAGUGAAUGACAAGUCCAUCCGCCUGCUAGACUGCGAGUCACAGGAAGAGCUGGAGGACUUCCCACUGCCGACUGUCCAGCACUGCCAGACGGUGCUCAACCAGAUGCGCUAUUCCUCCAUCCUCCUCCUGGUGUGCCAGGAUUCAGAACAGCACAAACCUGACAUCCACUUCUUCAACUGCGAUGAGGUGGAGGCGGAGAUGGUUCACGAAGACAUAGAAAGUGCCCUGGCAGACCACAAGCAUGGGAAGAAAAUACGACCACAGACGCUCAAGGCAAAUCAAGAGAAGAUCAAGCAGAGACAGUCUAUCCUCCCACCACCACAAGGGCCAGCCCCCAUCCCGAUUCAGCACGACAUGCGAGGCCAAGCCAUGAACAGGAACCGGGUGGCACCCCCUGCCCAGUAUGAACCAGACUAUGAGCGCCGAGGCUCUGCCUCCCAGGACCAUGAAGAAUCCCGCGCCAUCUUAGCACAGAAGAUCGAAAAAGAAACGCAAAUCCUGAACUGCACUCUGGAUGACAUUGAAGUCUUUGUUGCCAGGCUUCAGAAGGCUGCAGAGGCAUUCAAACAGCUCAACCAAAGGAAGAAAGGGAAGAAGAACAAGAAGAAAGGCCCAGCAGAGGGAAUGCUGACUCUUCGAGCAAGACCCCCAAGCGAGGCUGAGUUCAUCGACUGCUUCCAGAAAACCAAACUGGCUUUUAACCUCUUGGCCAAACUGAGAAAGCACAUUCAGAACCCAAGCGCUUCAGAGUUGGUGCAUUUCCUAUUUGGGCCACUGGAACUGAUCAUCAAUAGCUGUGGUGGCCCUGAGCUUGCCAGGUCUGUCAUCAGUCCACUUCUUUCUAAAGAUGCCACAGAUUUUCUCAAAGGACACCUGACACCAAAAGAGAUAAGCCUAUGGGAUUCCCUGGGAGAGGCAUGGACCAGAUCCAGGGCUGAAUGGCCCCGAGAAGCAAACAUUCCUACCUACAUCCCCAAAUUCCGCAAUGGUUGGGAACCACCCAUAGAAAUCUUCCGCGGAGCUCCCUGGGAAAUAGACAUUGGGCACUUGCAAGAAGAGCUAUCAUCAGCCAAUGGAUAUCCGUACCGUAACUCCUCGCUCAAGCGUGGCCAGGCAGCUGAUCAGACACAAGCUGUGGAUGCCUUUAAACAGAACGUAACUCAGCAUGUAAAUAGGAAUUUUGAGGCGCAAGGAAUGGCCCAGCCGAGGAGAUAUGCCAAAAUCCGCUACGAUUUCACAGCACGAAAUGCCAAUGAACUCUCAGUGCUGAAGGAUGAAAUUCUGGAGGUGCUGGAAGACAAUAAGCAGUGGUGGAAGUUGCUCAACCGGAGCGGGCAGGCUGGUUACGUCCCUUAUAACAUCCUGGAUGUGGUGAAACUGGAGGAGCUCGAACAGGCUAACCAGAGGUACAAAGGAGACCCGAGUCCCAGAGGAUAUGGGCCAUCCAGCCCAACUCACAAGCUGCCUGCCAGCUACGCUGGGGAUAAAUGGGGAAGUGAAAUGUUGUCACGUAACUCUCCCCAGGAUGCCAAAGAACAACUUCUGCAUCAAAUGGACGAGGUGAAUGAUGAGUUGCUAAAGAAGAUCACAAACAGUAAAAUUCAGCCUCCCCAGAGGAAUUUCAGAGUGGAGAAGCCUCAGGAAGUUUUUGUGCCCCUCACCUUUGAAUCCAGUGCUGAAGAAGUCAAAGCGUGGCUGGAGGCAAAGUCAUUCAGCAAAGGGACGGUGGAACACCUUGGCAUCCUUACUGGAGCGCAGCUUUUCUCCCUGAACAGAGAGGAGCUGAAAAAAGUGUGUGGUGAUGAGGGUAACCGAGUGUACAGUAAAAUCACGGUGGAAAAAAACCAGCUGGAGAAAAACAGAGGAGAGACAGAGCUCCAAGAAAUUAUGAAGCGUCGCCAGGAGAGGAUUGAUUCUGCUAAUUAAAAUCUAUCUGCUUUCUUUCAGCUAUUAGUUGUAGUAAUGCAGAAAAAGGGAAUUAAAGCAAUGAUCCCCAGUCUAGACAAGAGACAGCAGUGCUCCACAGUUAGCAGUGUAAUUGCCAUCAAAGGGACAAUUCCUCAAACACUGUUGAUAAGGAUAGACACUAAGACCAAAUCCCGUUGGGAAAGGUGUUUUAAUGUUGCAUGAAGUUUUUAUAUAUAUAUAUAUGUAUAUCUAUAUCUAUAUAUUUUAUACUGAAAUUGUAUGUGCAUGUGAUCAGAACAGAUGAGGAUUCACACGGGUAUGAAUGUAUGACAAUGGCUGGAUUCAAGAAAACAAAACAAAACAGAGCUUUUGAAGCAGGGUUGUCUGUGCUCCCAGUCCCCUUGGGAGCAGAGGGCACAGCACCUGGCACAGAACAAGUCAGCCUGAAUGCUUAGAGGAGUUUGGGCCACAGAAAUAGUUCCUUUCCCCCACUUUCCUGUCCUUCUCGGUGGCACACACCCCCUGCAGCCCACCAGCAAGGGCUCAGUGUUAGCUCCCAGUCCUUUAUGUCCUCACAUGCCCUCUCGUUGGACCAGGUUAGAAUUGCAACACGCCUUACCUAAGACUGGGCUGCUUCCUUAAAUACCCGUACCCCUGAGUGCUGCCUUCCAGCAGUGGAAAUGGGCUUUGAAGGGAUUUGAAUCUGCAAAUAGGUGAGCUCAGCCUGAUCAUCCCUGCUUACCAGAGGCUGGGGCUCUCAGCCCUUCACCUUGGCACUGAUCCUGGGCCAGAAAGCUGCAGCGUUGCCAAAGCCAGGCCUCAAAUAAGGAGAAGAUAAGCCCCUGCUGCUUGCUCACACCCAAAGCCAUUCCCAGGGUGGUCACCACUCACCUUCACCUUCAUGUUUUCAUUGCAGAGAGUAAUCUGAGAUGUUUCCUAAUAAGGAAUGGCUGUUUUAGUAUCAGUAAAAAUCAGUAAAAUCAGGAAAAGAAAAGAAAGAACUCUGAUUUAGUAGAUGCUGCUGUUCUUCAAUUCUUCUUUCUCUUAUUAAUGUUAUGUGCAUAUAUAUGCAUCUUUCUAGUGAAAUGUUCCCUCACUCCUACAAUCUACAAAUAGGGAUGAGGGAAAAAAUCCCUUUUCCUAGAUAUAAUCAAGUGAUUGUGCAUCAGUAACUUACUCAAGGUUUUAAAAGCUCAAACAAGCAUAUAACAGAUUUCCUGCCCUCAGCAAGGUGAACUCACCGUAUUCAUAUCUGUAUUUUACUGACAGACAAUCUUGCAAAGAAUGCACUAAAACAAGUAUGAUGGGGAAUGCCUUGCCUUUCUCACUCACACUAACUGGCUGGAUGGGUUCAGGCCCAGACAGCACAGAGCCCCAUUCGCAUGCUCUCCUUUAGGUGCUGUGGAUGGUCUCACUUCCUCCACAGAGCACAACCACCCCCUGAAAGGUGAAUGCCUUGGCAUGGUUUGGGCCCGUGCUUGCUCAUGUAGUGGAAAAAAGCCAUGCAGGUGGCUGGGGGACAGAUGACUCAAUGUGAGAAUACCAAUGACUUUGGCUUAGAUCUUCCAAAAAUGUUCCCAAUGGAUUAUUUGUUUUCUUCGUCUUUGAAUUGGACGUUGUUAGCAUCGGCAGAACCGGGGUGCAGGCAGGGAGCUUCAAGGCUUCUGAAAAGGCUGGAAUUUGCAAAGGGAGCGAUGAAGAGAACAAUCCUCCUGAGAAGCCCGGGCUUUGGAUUUGGUGGAGAUGAGAAGCAGGAGUGAACACUGGCGAGCCAUUGGCAGUACAAGCACAGGAGGCCAAUCAACUCUGCAAUUAAAAGUGAGCAGUGAGCUUGGGAACACAGCACCAUUCUUGUGUUUGUGUAUGAGGUUGCACAGAAUCAGCAGAAUUACAGUUACUUGGGAUUGGAAUGGAAGCGUAUGCACCAGCUGGUAGCUACGGGAGCAUUUCUUUCAAUAAAAGUGUCUGUAAGCCUCACUGGGGGUCACUUUUAGAACUUCCCACGUGACUGAGCGGUGCACCUGCUCUAUUUGUACUGCCUGCAAAUAAUGCUGUAAUGCACUGUACAUUGAACGAAGGAGAAAAUAAUAUAACCAUGCACUGUAUAAGAUUUAUUAAAAUAGUUAAGUUAUAACUUCA